CCAUACUCACAUCACCAUAACCAAUCCUUUCCCUCAAAAAAUAAACCUUAAAGAAAAACACAUCACAUAUUCACGCAUCAGAAAAAAAAAUGGCUACCAACAAUAACAACACUAAGGAAGACGACCGGCGAGCUGGGGCGGAGAUCGUUUACGGCGCAGAAGAUUGUUACCGUCACUCCGUCGAGUUGCUACAAGAACUGGGGUUCCCUAAAGGCGUGCUUCCGUUGAAAGACCUGGAAGAAUGCGGGCGGGUUAGAGAAACCGGGUUCGUUUGGAUGAAACAAAAGGCACCUUACGAGCAUUUCUUUGAAGGGACGAACAGCCGGGUGAGUUACUCGAAGGAGGUCACAGCGUACGUUGAGAAGUUCAAGAUGAAGAAGAUGACUGGUGUUAAGAGUAAACAGGUUUUCUUAUGGGUGCCGAUCACUGAGAUGAGUAUCGAAGACGGUUCCGGUGACAAAAUAUACUUUAAAACUCCGAUGGGGAUUGGGAAAUCUUUUCCGGCAACGGCGUUUAUGAUAGAGGAGGAGAAGAAUAAGUAUUUGGAGGACAAAAAAAGUGAUGAUUGAAAAUUAUAUAUAUUUACCGGUUGGAUACAAAAUAAACGAUUUAUUUUUAUCAGUACUUGUAAUUUUUAUUUUUUAUGAUCUGUUUUAUUUGUGAAAGGCGCAUUGAGAUGGGGCCAAGUCAUUGUGUUUUCACUUGAAAAAAAAACUUUUAUUUGUAGGUAUAA
This is a messenger RNA of Gossypium raimondii (Peruvian cotton), 733 nucleotides long. RefSeq lists its product as uncharacterized. Bases 90 to 569 code for a protein of 159 amino acids. The transcript has a single exon. Lineage: Eukaryota; Viridiplantae; Streptophyta; Magnoliopsida; Malvales; Malvaceae. The record is from RefSeq and is a predicted model, not a curated record.